AUGCCAUUAACUGACUUAUCUAAAUUAAGAGGAGUACAAUUCAGACCUUUAAGUAAAGUAGCUUUCUACGUUUUCGUAGCUAACUUCUUAAUAUUAAUGCAAAUAGGUGCAAAACACGUUGAAACACCAUUCAUUGAAUUUGGACAAAUUUCAACUGUUUUAUACUUUGCACACUUCUUUGUUAUAGUACCUGUAGUUAGUCUUAUCGAAAAUAGUUUAGUAGAGUUAGCUAUUAAAAAAUAA
Molecule: messenger RNA, 243 nt
Organism: Aspergillus ruber CBS 135680
Lineage: Eukaryota; Fungi; Ascomycota; Eurotiomycetes; Eurotiales; Aspergillaceae
Product: cytochrome b
Exons: 1
Coding region: 1-243 (80 amino acids)
Cellular component (GO): membrane
Molecular function (GO): electron transfer activity
Source: RefSeq, a predicted model, not a curated record